AGAGAUGGAGCAGGAGUGCAAUGGCAAGGUGGGGGCUUGGCACCUUGCUAGCUCAAUUCUAGCCACACACCUCAGCCAUUCCACCUCCUUCUCCACUUCCUCUAUUUAUGCUGUCCUUGCCAUCACUUAGCACCAACCAAAGCACAAUUCCCACUUGACAUUGCCUCUUCUUCUUCCUCUUGACAUCAUGGCCUUCUCUUCAUUCUCUUAUCCUUGCAAUUUGAUGGUGGUUGGAGCUUCAGAUCCUCGGAAACAGUCCCUGUUUGCUUCAAGUUUGUUUGGUGGGGCUUCUGACCUUCUUUGCUUCCAUCAGCAACACAGGUUGCUCAAGGGUAGGAAAAGAUCAUGUAUUUCUGCAUCAUUAUCAGAGAGAGGAGAGUAUCAUUCACAGAGACCACCUACUCCAUUAUUGGAUACUAUAAACUAUCCAAUUCACAUGAAGAAUCUCUCAAUUAAGGAGCUUAAACAACUUUCUGAUGAGCUUCGGUCAGAUGUCAUCUUCCAUGUAUCGAAAACAGGCGGUCAUCUUGGAUCGAGCCUCGGUGUCGUUGAGUUGACAGUUGCUCUCCAUUAUGUCUUCAAUGCUCCUCAAGACAAGAUGCUGUGGGAUGUUGGUCAUCAGUCAUACCCACACAAAAUUUUGACUGGGAGAAGGGACAAGAUGCAUACAAUGAGGCAAACAAAUGGUUUAUCUGGCUUCACCAAGCGGUCAGAGAGCGAGUAUGAUUCCUUUGGUACUGGCCAUAGUUCAACCAGUAUAUCAGCAGCUCUUGGUAUGGCUGUGGGUAGAGAUCUUAAGGGUAGAAAGAACAGUGUGAUUGCGGUAAUAGGUGAUGGAGCCAUGACGGCGGGGCAAGCUUAUGAAGCAAUGAAUAAUGCAGGAUAUCUUGACUCUGACAUGAUUGUCAUACUGAAUGAUAAUAAGCAAGUUUCUCUUCCCACUGCAAAUCUUGAUGGACCUAUACCUCCGGUUGGCGCUUUGAGUAGUGCAUUAAGCAGAUUGCAGUCUAGCAGACCCCUCAGAGAACUCCGGGAGGUAGCAAAGGGUGUCACAAAGCAAAUUGGUGGUCCAAUGCAUGAGAUAGCUGCAAAGGUUGAUGAAUAUGCUCGAGGAAUGAUCAGUGGAUCUGGUUCCACAUUAUUUGAAGAGUUAGGAUUGUACUACAUUGGUCCAGUUGAUGGCCACAAUAUGGAUGAUCUUGUCACCAUUCUGAGGGAGGUGAAGAGCACAAAAACAACAGGUCCUGUACUUAUCCACGUAGUAACUGAAAAAGGCCGAGGAUAUCCUUACGCAGAGCGAGCUGCUGAUAAGUACCAUGGAGUAACCAAAUUCGAUCCAGCGACCGGGAAACAAUAUAAAGGCAGUGCUCCUACUCAAUCUUAUACAAAUUAUUUUGCUGAGGCAUUGAUAGCUGAGGCAGAAGCAGACAAGGACAUCAUUGCAAUUCAUGCAGCAAUGGGAGGUGGGACAGGCCUCAAUUACUUCCUCCGCCGCUUUCCUGAGCGGUGCUUCGAUGUUGGAAUUGCAGAACAGCAUGCUGUCACAUUUGCAGCUGGCCUUGCCUGUGAAGGUCUCAAGCCGUUUUGUGCAAUCUAUUCAUCAUUCUUGCAGCGUGCUUAUGAUCAGGUGAUACAUGAUGUAGAUUUGCAGAAACUUCCAGUGAGGUUUGCAAUGGACAGGGCAGGGCUUGUGGGAGCUGAUGGACCGACACACUCAGGAUCAUUCGAUGUCACUUAUAUGGCAUGCUUGCCAAACAUGGUUGUCAUGGCUCCUUCCGAUGAGGCUGAGCUAUUUCACAUGGUAGCGACUGCAGCAGCCAUCAAUGACCGUCCGUCUUGUUUCCGCUAUCCAAGAGGAAAUGGUAUCGGUGCACCUCUUCCUCCCGGAAACAAGGGUGUUCCACUAGAGAUUGGGAAAGGAAGAGUGCUGAUUGAGGGUGAGAGAGUUGCACUUCUUGGAUAUGGAACAGCAGUGCAGAGUUGCUUUGCUGCAGCUUCACUCAUUGAAAGUCAUGGAUUGAGAAUUACAGUAGCAGAUGCUAGAUUUUGCAAACCAUUAGACCAAGCAUUGAUUCGUGGCCUCGCAAAGUCCCACGAAGUACUGAUCACUGUCGAAGAAGGAUCAAUUGGAGGAUUCGGGUCCCAUGUUGCACAAUUCAUGGCUCUGGAUGGAUUGCUUGAUGGCACAACAAAGUGGAGACCGAUUGUUCUUCCGGAUCGAUACAUUGAUCACGGGGCACCAGUCGAUCAGAUGGUCGAAGCUGGCUUGACGCCGGCUCACAUUGCUGCAACAGUGUUCAACAUUCUUGGACAAACCAGAGAAGCUCUAGAGAUCAUGUCAUAGACUGUUGUUAACUGAUACAUGUAUGUGAAUUAUAUAACCAGAUGUAGAAUUUUUACUAUUUAAUAUGUUUUGUUUGUGUAUCUGAUUCUGUUGUUUUUUGUGACAUAAAAAUAGAUGUCUGUAUAAGAUUGUUCUUGUGAUGAAACAUGGAGUAUUUAUUGAA
Dioscorea cayenensis subsp. rotundata (Guinea yam) is the source of this 2507-nucleotide messenger RNA. Its product is annotated as probable 1-deoxy-D-xylulose-5-phosphate synthase, chloroplastic. The record is from RefSeq and is a predicted model, not a curated record. The transcript has 10 exons. The coding region runs from base 188 to 2344 and encodes 718 amino acids. Gene Ontology annotation, biological process: chlorophyll biosynthetic process; terpenoid biosynthetic process. Lineage: Eukaryota; Viridiplantae; Streptophyta; Magnoliopsida; Dioscoreales; Dioscoreaceae. Gene Ontology annotation, cellular component: chloroplast. Gene Ontology annotation, molecular function: 1-deoxy-D-xylulose-5-phosphate synthase activity.